This is a messenger RNA of Paramuricea clavata, 875 nucleotides long. The record is from the annotation of a GenBank genome assembly. Lineage: Eukaryota; Metazoa; Cnidaria; Anthozoa; Malacalcyonacea; Plexauridae.
AUGUCGGAGAAAAAGUUUACAUUGUUAGAUGCAGUGGCUGAUUUUGAUACAGCUGGUGUCAGGAUAUCAACGAACCAGGAUUCAAAUUUUGAAUUGUGUUUCAUCUGCCAAGAACCGUCGGAAGAGCAACUUGUCUGCCCAGCAACCGUACAGAUAAAUCUACUGGCUACCUUACCUUGGUCCAGCAGCUUAAACAGUUUGAAACGAUUGGUAAAUUACCUAUCAGUAUAUCUUCUAGAGUUAACUACUUGAGCUGCAAUGAUUUACUUGAAAGGUUUGUCAGCAACAAAGCCAAAUUUCAUAAAAAAUGCAGAAAUAAAUACGACAAACAACACUACGAUAGGGCUUCAAAGAAAAGAAAACUAUCCUCUGAGAGCGUCUCGGAUACUGUUUUACCACCAAGCACAAGAGCACGGUACACAGCCCAAAAUUUUCAACCAAAAUGUUUCUUUUGUGAUAAAGAAGACUCAGCCGAAAACCUAACCAAAGUGCAGACACUCGAGCUUGACAGAAAAGUGCGUAAUGCAGCCAAUCAUCUUUGUGAUGAAAUGCUUUUAGCCAAGUUGAGUGAGGGUGAUAUGAUAGCAGUAGAAGCUCUUUACCAUAAAUCAUAUCUUUCUGCUCUUUACAACAGGCUACGCGAUUUACAAACUACCAAACCUAAAGCAGACUCUGAGAAUGCUAUCAUCGAGGGGAUAGUUCUUGCAGAGAUUUUGGAUUACUUAAAAAAUUAUAAAGCGUCUACAGAAACCAUCCCAGUGUUUAAAUUGAGUGACUUAAAAUCAUUGUAUUUGCAAUGCCUAAAGGAAUAUGGUUGCCUAGACCUUUGCAUGGAAAAUAUUCACAGUACACGCUUGAAAGAAAAGCGGACUUGA